Messenger RNA from Penicillium pulvis, 2025 nucleotides. Its product is annotated as putative GARP complex subunit (Sac2). The record is from RefSeq and is a predicted model, not a curated record. Gene Ontology annotation, cellular component: GARP complex. The transcript is spliced from 5 exons. Bases 1 to 2025 code for a protein of 674 amino acids. Gene Ontology annotation, molecular function: syntaxin binding. Gene Ontology annotation, biological process: endocytic recycling; retrograde transport, endosome to Golgi; Golgi to vacuole transport. Lineage: Eukaryota; Fungi; Ascomycota; Eurotiomycetes; Eurotiales; Aspergillaceae.
AUGUGGCGUGACCGCAUUGCAGGCCAAUCGACUGUCUCCGGGGGUAAUCGUAAUCCCUCCUUGCCCCGGCGUUCUUCGUCUCAGCUCUCCCAGGGCCCCUACAACACCCGUCCCGGCAAUACCUCAACAACCUCCUCGACCUCAUUACUCGUGUCACCGAAUGACUCAACUGCCUCACUUCCAGCAACCGGACGUCCAUCGAAUGGCACCGGAUUGAGGCAGACAAGUGCUCAGCGACCGCGCCCGGCGGUGGUUCCCGAUCCACUUGAGGUCUUAAAUGGAAUCAUUCGGAAGGAGAAACAGGGCAAAGGGGUUCUGCAGAUAUCCGCAAGUCCAGAAAAGCGACCAUUAGACUUAGUGAAGUCCAUUGACUUUGAAGGAUUGAGCUUGGAGGAUUUCGUGGCGAAAGCAGCCCCGAAGCCAACCAGAAAAUCCCCUGCUAGUAAUGUCAAUGCACAAACGAUCCAACAAUUCGAGCAGGAACGAGAUAAAUUCCAGGAUCUUCAUACUGCUAUCAGCGGCUGUGAUGAUGUCUCCAAGUCAGUGGAGCUGUACCUGAAUGACUUCCAGAAUGAGUUAGGGGCUGUGUCCGCCGAGAUUGAAACAUUGCAAACCCGCUCUACCCAGCUGAAUGCGAUGCUCGAGAACCGGAGAAAUGUGGAACGGUUACUUGGACCCGCGGUGGAGGAGAUUAGUAUAUCGCCGAAAGCCGUUCGUGCGAUUGCUGAAGGUCCUAUGGAUGAGAAUUGGGUGCGCGCUCUCAACGAGAUUGACGCUCGGACUACCGGCAUCGAAGCCAAGGCGUCUUCAUCAGCUGGUUUCAAAGCAAUUGAGGAUGUGCGACCACUCUUGAUCGAUGUGAGGAAUAAGGCGAUCGAACGAAUCCGAGACUAUCUGGUGUCGCAAAUUCGGGCGAUGCGAUCGCCCAACAUCAACGCGCAAAUCGUUCAACAGCAGCGAUUGGUGAAAUUUAAGGAUUUAUAUAGCUACUUAUCAAAGGUGCAUCCGACUCUUAGUGGAGAAAUUUGCCAGGCAUACAUCAACACCAUGCGCUGGUACUAUACGUCCAAUUUCACUCGCUAUCUUCAAGCUCUUGAGAAGAUCAAGGUCUAUCCGAGUGAUCGCAAUGAAGUACUUGGAGGUGAUUCCUCUACACAUAGAGCAGGAGGUAUCCUCCCAGGCAGCCGAGCUGGCUCUGCCGCACACGACCCAUUCUCUCUAGGUCGACGAAUUGAUGUUCUCCGCAACGGAAACCAACCUGCCAUCUCAUCCUACAUUGCCGAGGAGGAUCACUCCUACCAUGGGAUCGAACUGCCGUUCCGGAACUUCAAUGUUGCUCUGGUAGACAACGUAUCUGCCGAGUACUCUUUUCUCACCGAGUUUUUCUCUCCUCUGACCUUCCAUGAAAUCUCGCGCAAGGCUGGGGAGAUCUUUGAACCGGUGUUCGCCCUUGGCCGAAACUUGACGAAGAAGCUCAUCGAAAAUACUAAUGACUCGCUGGGUGUCUUAAUGUGUGUUCGUCUGAACCAACACUCGGCUUUUGAAUUUCAGCGGCGUAAAGUUCCCGUUGCAGACUCAUAUGUGAAUGGUAUCAACAUGCAGCUAUGGCCGCGCUUUCAGGUGAUCAUGGAUCUUCAUGGCGAGUCACUCAAGCGAGUUGGCUCCAACACCGGACGCAGUGCAAUGUCCGCGCUCUCCAUUGCAGGCGGAGACGAUUUGAAACAAUCGUCUGCACCGCACUUCCUGACCCAGCGGUUUGGCCAGCUCCUUCAUGGAAUUCUGGUGCUUAGCAGUGAUGCUGGUGAUGACGAACCUGUGUCAAAUAGCUUGGCUCGUCUACGCUCCGAAUUCGACUCCCUCCUGGCGAAGUUGAGUCGAAACGGCACAGACGCCAAGCGCAGAGAGCGAUUUCUUUACAACAAUUAUUCAUUGAUCUUAACCAUUAUUAGUGAUACCCAAGGGAAAUUAGCGACUGAUCAGAGAAUGCAUUUGGACGAGAUGCUUAAAAGCUGCAACAAGCGUUGA